AUGGCGCCCAACGCAGUGGACGACGAGAAGCCGGUGGUGCUUGUCACCGGCUGCGCCAAAGGCGGCAUCGGCUAUGAGUACUGCCAGGCCUUCUCCUCCCUCGGCUGCCGCGUUGUCGCCACAGACGUCCCCGACCGCGUCCCGGACCUCGCCGGCCUCGACGCCGACCAGCUCCCGCUCGACGUCACCUCCGACGACAGCGUGGCCGCUACCGUGGCGCGCGUGCUCGCCGACCACGGCCGCGUCGACGUGCUGGUCAACAACGCCGGCAUCGGCUGCACGGGCCCGCUCGCGGAGCUCCGCGGCGAGGCCGUGCGCCGCGCCAUGGACGUCAACUUCCUCGGGCAGCUCCGGACGGUGCGCGCCGUGGCGCCGCACAUGGCGUCACGGCGGUCGGGCCGCGUGGUGAACGUGGGCAGCGUGGUGGGCACCGCGGCGACGCCGUGGGCGGGGCCGUACUGCGCGUCCAAGGCGGCGGUGCACGCGGCGACGGACGCGCUGCGGCUGGAGCUGCGCCCGUUCGGGGUGCACGUGGUCAAGGUCGUCCCCGGCGCUGUGCGCUCCGGGCUGGGCCACGCCAACACGGCGCACCUCGCCGGGCAGGAGUGGCGGCUGUACGGGGAGUUCGCGGCGGCGAUCGCGGAGCGGGCGCGGGCGUCGCAGGCCGGGAGCGCGACCGACGCCGGCGUGUUCGCAAGGCACGUGGCGCGGCGGGUGAUGAGCCCCCGUCCUCCGCGGGAGAUCGUGUACGGGAGCAUGACGGCGCUGUUCGCCGCGCUGGCGGCGGCGCCGCUGUGGGCGCGCGACGCCUUCUUCGCCAACCGAUUCGGCCUCGCCAAGAUGAUGCGCUAG
Messenger RNA from Oryza brachyantha (malo sina), 852 nucleotides. Its product is annotated as short-chain dehydrogenase ptmH-like. The record is from RefSeq and is a predicted model, not a curated record. The transcript has a single exon. The coding region runs from base 1 to 852 and encodes 283 amino acids. Lineage: Eukaryota; Viridiplantae; Streptophyta; Magnoliopsida; Poales; Poaceae. Gene Ontology annotation, cellular component: endoplasmic reticulum.